UUCCCUAUUGAAUUGUGACUAAUGUUAUUUAGUCGUAUAACAUAUUUGCGCUUAGCGAAAUAUGUGCACUAUUCCGCUAAGCAACCCACUGACAUGAAGUUUCUAAAUGUGGCCGAGAAGAAUGAUGCUGCGAAGACCAUCGCCGGCCUCCUAUCCGGUGGCUCAGCGAAUCGUCGUGAAGGCUACUCAGUGUACAAUAAGGUUUACGAUUUCGAGGCGCAGGUGCGUGGUCAGAAUGCCAAAAUGGUGAUGACCUCUGUCUCGGGCCAUCUGAUGCAGGUUGACUUUCUCGCCUCAUAUCGCAACUGGCUCAAUGUGGAUCCACGAUCGCUGUUCGAUGCGCCCAUACGCAAAACCGUGGGCGAGAACUAUGAGCCCAUUAAACGGACGCUGGAGCGCGAGGUGCGCGGCUGUCAAGGCCUGAUCAUCUGGACGGAUUGCGAUCGCGAGGGCGAGAACAUUGGCUAUGAAAUUAUCAACGUCUGCCGCGCCAUUAAGCCAAGUUUGACUGUGUAUCGCGCCAGUUUCUCAGAGAUUACGACGGCCUCAGUGCGUCGCGCCCUGCAGCAGCUUGGGCAGCCUGACAAACGACAGAGCGAUGCAGUGGAUGUGCGUACAGAGCUGGAUUUGCGCACAGGUGCAGCCAUAACGCGUUUUCAAACAAUGCGCCUGCAGCGCCUAUUCCCCGAGAAGAUUGCCAGAAAUCUCAUCUCGUAUGGCAGUUGCCAAAUACCAACAUUGGGAUUUGUCGCGGAGCGCUACAAGGAGAUCGAAGCAUUUGUCUCCGAGCCCUUCUGGAAGAUCAGAGUGCUGCACACCAUUGAGGAUUUGACGGUGGAGUUUAAUUGGGCACGCAACCGCUUGUUUGAUAAGGAGGCUUGUGAGAAUUAUCUGCUCCUGUGCAUGUCUGAGCCAGAACCACGUGCCACUGUGGAGAGUGUGACAGUGAAGCCAAAGCACAAAUGGCGACCCACACCGCUGGAUACCGUGGAAAUGGAAAAGCUGGGCUCUCGCAAACUGAAGCUCUCCGCCAAGGAGACAAUGACCAUUGCCGAGAAGCUCUACAGCCAGGGUAUUAUCAGUUAUCCGCGCACAGAGACCAAUCAGUUCUCCAAGGAAUUCGAGCUAGCUCCGAUCGUAGCGCAGCAGACGAGCCACGAAGCAUGGGGCGCAUUCGCGCAGCGUGUGCUCGAAUGGGGACCAAAUCCACGCAAUGGCACCAAAUCCGAUCAGGCGCAUCCCCCCAUACAUCCCAUCAAGCUGGUAACUGGUCUCCAAGGCAACGAGGCACGCGUCUAUGAGCUAGUCGUGCGUCACUUUCUCGCCUGUGUUAGCAAGGAUGCAGUUGGAUCAGAGACGAUUGUUAAUAUCGACAUUGCCGGUGAGAAGUUCAGCGCCAAUGGACUGGUCAUACACGAGCGUAACUAUUUGGAUGUGUAUGUGUAUGAAAACUGGAGCGCCAAGCAGAUACACAACUAUGAGCGGGGCCAGCGGUUCGAGCCCACAGAGAUAAUGCUGCACGAGGGCGCAACAACGGCUCCACCGCUGCUGACCGAAGCGGAUUUGAUAGCGCUAAUGGAGAAGCAUGGCAUUGGCACAGAUGCAACGCAUGCGGAGCAUAUAAAUACUGUCAAGAAGCGUGGCUACAUUGGCGUUGUGGACAAGGGGGCUCUCGUGCCGGGCAUCAUUGGCAUGGGCCUUUAUGAGGGCUAUGACGCCAUGGAGCUGGCCUUAGCCAAGCCGCUUCUGCGCGCUGAAUUCGAAGCGGAUCUGAAACGCAUUUGUCUGGGUGAAAAGGAUCCCAGGCUAGUGCUGAGCGAGCAAAUUGUUAAGUAUAAACAGGCCUAUCAACAGAUUAUGGAUAAGAUUACAGCCAUGGAUGCCAAAAUAUCGCAGCGCCUCAAUGAAACCCCAGCGGUGCCGAGUGCGACUGAUAAUCCAUCGGGGCAGACCAGUGGAAUGGUGCGUGAGCUCUUUCCAUGCCCCCAGUGCGACCAAGCGCAACUCGCUCUCAAACCGAAGAAGAAUCAGACGAGCUUCUUCAUUGGAUGCCUUAAUUUCCCAGACUGCAAGAACGUCGUGUGGCUGCCCGAAGAGUGCAAGGAGUAUAGUGUGCUGGAUGAGUGCUGUCCCAACUGCGGUGAUGGUUAUCACAUGCUUAAGUUCCGUCUGAGCAGCGCCUAUUAUCGGGGUCUAUUCAAUGCACCGAAUGGCUGGUACAAGAACUGUCUGCGCUGUGAUGAGCUUUUCCGUAGCACGUUCAACAUCAAUCUGGAUCAGGUGAAACGGGUCGGUGGUAUUGUGGGACAGGCGGCGGGGCCGGGAGGCGGUGCUGGCCUAGGUCCGGGACCUGGAGGAGGCGGAGGUGGAGGCGGCGGAUCAGGAGGAGGCGGUGGCCCUCCCAGUGGCGGUGGACCUCCCAGAGGUGGCGGCAGUAGCGGCGGUAGCGGUCCCAUCAGUGGUUGGGGUACACAUGGUAGUGCAUCUGGCUCCCAAAAAACAGUCAAACCACAACCGAAAAAACCAAAGGCAACAACAGCUGCUGGAACAGCAACAGGCGCCAAGAAGGCAACGAGAACCAAGCGCACUCAAUCAACAGAGAGCAUUAGGAGCUAUUUUACGGGCCGGAGGCAGGAUACGGCGAGCCUGGAUGGCUUCUUCGACAGCAACGAUGGCUUCGAGGAACAACUGCUCGCUGCAGCAACCAUGGUAGAGUCAAUAGCUCCUCCCGAAUUCGAUGCAGACAUUGCUUCCGCAUUUGCUGACGACGAUGAUGCGGACUUUGAGGCGCUUGUAAAUGGGGACAGCAACAGCAGGCCGCCAGCAGCAGCUGCUGUUGGUUUGGACACCAGUUUAACGCAGUGGAUUCGCAAUGCCUACGAGUCCGAAGAGCAGCCUAUGCUGUGGGGCAGGCAAGCGCGUGUUGCUGCCGACGUACAACCCGCUGCAAAGCGACCACGUUUGAAUGUCAACGAUUCAGUUGCUCUUCCUGCAGGAGCUGUUGCCACCACUACAGAGGUAGUGCUUUGCAGUGGCUGUCAUCAACCGGCGCGUCAGCAAACUGUUCGCCGCGAUGGACCCAAUCAGGGACGACAGUUCUACAAGUGUCCCAAGCCAAAAGAGUGCAAGUUCUUCCAGUGGGCAGAUGAGCAGCCGUCAGCAACAACAUCGACAGCAAGCAAUUGGAACAGCGCCAGCAGUAGCAGUAAUUCCUCAAGCUGGGGUACAAGAACUGAUAAUCAGCGAGUUGCAGGCAACUCUAAGGAAGUCGGCAACUCAGAUUGGGGUUCCCGAGGAGCAGGAAAUACGUCUUCACGCAACUCUCCGGACACAGAUUCAUGGGGCAGUGGCAACAACUCCUUACGUACCACAAGCGGAACUGUUCAGCAAACCACAAGCGCCCCUCAAGCUGCCAAUUCAUGGGGUAGUAAAAGCUCUACGGCCGCUACCUCAUGGGGUAGUAAACCCCCCACAGCUGCCACCAGCAGCAGCAUCGGCAGCAGCAUCGGUAGCACCUUCAUGCGCUCAAAUUCCAGCAGCACGGUCACCAUCACCCAACCUUUGAAAUCAAGCGAUAUUAAAUGCAACUGCGGCAAACCCGCCAGCAGCCUCACCGUGCGCAAGAAUGGACCCAAUCAGGGUCGCCCCUUCUAUGCGUGUCCGACGCGCGAGAAGACCUGCGGUUUCUUUCAAUGGGGCGAUACGGAUAAGAAUCAAGCAGAAAUAUCCAAUGCAGCCGGGGGCUCUAAGGGCGCCUCCAAAUCUAGCUGGGGUUCCGGCAAUCAACGCUCUCAGCAGCAAAGUGAGGCAAGCGGGAGCCGGACAGGGCGACGCUGUGGUCUGUGCCGCGGGGAAGGACACACGCGCAUCAAGUGCCCUCGGAAAGCGGAAUUUGAUUACUGAAAGUUGCACAAGUAAUCAAAAAGAAGCAGACAUGUGCAUUAAUUUCGUUAAUUAUAGUUUUAAACAUUUAUUGGAGCGAGCAACAUAUAUCGGUUAUAUAGUCCAACCCAUCCGUGGGUUGGGGUUACUAAGCUUUACUUUAUAGCUUGUAUAGCGCGAAAAUAAGAGGGAUAUGUAAAAUACACACGCACAGUUAAGGUACACGUUCUGUAUAUACGAUGUAUAUAUCGUAAUUUAAAAAAUAUAAAUAUAUAUAUAUAUAUAAUGGGCGCGUUGUUGAAGAUCAUUUAUAAGUGAAAAUAGGCUAAAUGUAAACUUGCCAUAUACUGUUUAAUACUCACAGAACAUGCCUUUGAAAUUGUAUACAAACUAUUCGAUUGUUAGAAUUAAACAUUUUUAAAUACAGCUUAAAUUUUGUUAAGCUAAUACUGCA
Drosophila grimshawi is the source of this 4336-nucleotide messenger RNA. It is a transcript of the gene Top3alpha, whose product is annotated as DNA topoisomerase 3-alpha. Bases 22 to 3903 code for a protein of 1293 amino acids. Gene Ontology annotation, molecular function: zinc ion binding; DNA binding; DNA topoisomerase type I (single strand cut, ATP-independent) activity. Lineage: Eukaryota; Metazoa; Arthropoda; Insecta; Diptera; Drosophilidae. Gene Ontology annotation, biological process: DNA topological change. The transcript has 5 exons. Gene Ontology annotation, cellular component: nucleus; chromosome. The record is from RefSeq and is a predicted model, not a curated record.